GAGUCCAUAACCCGACCCGAUAUAAAUGGGUUUUCAUCUUUCUUUUUUCCCUGCAAUAAAAAGCGAAGCUGAAACUCUCAAAACCCUAGUUCAAGCUACAGCAGGAAAAUGGCUCCGAAGCAGCCAAGCACUGGUCUUUUCGUUGGAUUGAACAAGGGUCAUAUUGUUACCAAGAAGGAGUUGGCUCCACGACCCUCCAGUCGUAAAGGGAAAACAAGCAAGCGUGUGCACUUUGUAAGGAACCUAAUCCGCGAGGUUGCUGGCUUUGCACCUUAUGAAAAGCGCAUCACUGAAUUGCUGAAGGUUGGAAAGGAUAAGAGGGCACUGAAAGUUGCCAAGAGAAAGCUUGGAACCCACAAGCGUGCAAAGAAGAAGCGUGAGGAGAUGUCCAACGUUCUCCGCAAGAUGAGGGCUGGUGGAGCAGGUGACAAGAAGAAAUAAGUAAUUUUAUUUUGGAAGACAAGUUUUGUUUUGGUUAAAUUAUGUAGUGUGAUUUUACUUCUAGAGAUAUCUUGUUUUGACUAUAUGAUUUAUGGAAAGUGCUGUUGGAUUAAUCUCUGUUCUAAUAUAAAAUAGGAAAAUCUUUUUCAUUUGAA
Molecule: messenger RNA, 596 nt
Organism: Vicia villosa (hairy vetch)
Lineage: Eukaryota; Viridiplantae; Streptophyta; Magnoliopsida; Fabales; Fabaceae
Product: large ribosomal subunit protein eL36x-like
Exons: 4
Coding region: 109-441 (110 amino acids)
Biological process (GO): cytoplasmic translation
Cellular component (GO): cytosolic large ribosomal subunit; ribosome
Molecular function (GO): structural constituent of ribosome
Source: RefSeq, a predicted model, not a curated record